CACACAUACACAGCAUGCUGCACACACACACACACACACACACACACACACACACACACAUACUCAACACACACACAGACGCACAUACACGAUGCCGUCUCAUCGCAAACGCCUUAUGAUCCAGCAGCAAGCAGCAAGCAAGCAUCGCGGCGCACCCAGCCCUCGCCCUUCGCCGAGGAGUCGCAGAGUCUCAGAGUCGCAGUCGCAGUUUCUAUUACCGCCAAAGUUACCUGCCAUAUAUACCUCCCGUACUCGAGUUUUCUCACGAGCCUGCGAGCCCUACACAGGAAUAACCGUUAAGUCCCUCAUUCCUUCUGCAUCCGUAAAACUCUGCAUCACGGAAAUCUGGGGGGGGCGCCCACACACACACACACACACACUUCACGCACCCCUGUGUACCGGACCAAAGAGAGAGCACACGACGACGGACAGAGCUGGUGUAUGGGAAGUUGUAACCCGUGGCCCAAGACUCCGGGUGAGAACGCGGGGAAGACUGUCUAUCCCCUUACAGUUAACCAGCCAACCAACCAGCCAGCUAACCAAAAGUUCAAAGCAACAGGCUCGGGUACAUAGGAAGUAUGUAACCUACCAACCAACCAACCAAAUCAAACCGUCCAGGAAAAGAAGAAGAAGAAGAAGAGGAAAAACUAUCGCUGUCAAGAUCACUUCACCGAACCGGUGCAGUCAGGAAAAGAGAUUCUGACAGACGAAGGAUGCAUCAAUGGAAGGACGGUGGGAACGACCGAGUAACUUCGCCCCAACAGAAGUUAGAACACAACACAACACACAAUACUCCCAGACUCCCAGAGUAGAAUA
This is a messenger RNA of Tricharina praecox, 816 nucleotides long. RefSeq lists its product as uncharacterized. Bases 92 to 703 code for a protein of 203 amino acids. The record is from RefSeq and is a predicted model, not a curated record. Lineage: Eukaryota; Fungi; Ascomycota; Pezizomycetes; Pezizales; Pyronemataceae. The transcript has a single exon.